Nelumbo nucifera (sacred lotus) is the source of this 1210-nucleotide messenger RNA. Lineage: Eukaryota; Viridiplantae; Streptophyta; Magnoliopsida; Proteales; Nelumbonaceae. The record is from RefSeq and is a predicted model, not a curated record.
UCUGUGUAGACUCCCAAUCUACUUAACCAAUGUUAUUAUUUUCCGACAGAAAGUUUUGAUUACAGUACUGAUUCUGUACUUCUAUUUUGAAUGAAGUGAGGCAGGUUUAGGAACCAUGCUGGGAAAUGGAGUAGUUGGAAUCCUGUCUGAGUCUUCGAACAUGUGGGAAAGAAGAGCGCCCCUGACCCCAUCACACUGUUCUCGCCUUCUGCAUGGUGGCAGAGGUAAAACUGGAGUGGCCCGAAUAAUUGUACAGCCAUCCACAAAGCGCAUACAUCAUGAUACACUGUAUGAGGAUGUGGGUUGUGAAAUAUCAGAUGACCUCUCUGAAUGUGGCCUCAUUGUGGGGAUUAAGCAACCAAAGUUGGAGAUGAUUCUUCCUAAUAGGGCUUAUGCUUUCUUCUCCCAUACCCACAAGGUUCAGAAAGAAAACAUGUCUUUGUUAGAUAAGGUACUGGCUGAAAAGGUGUCUUUAUAUGACUAUGAACUUAUCAUCGGAGACCAUGGGAAAAGAUUGCUUGCAUUUGGAAAAUUUGCUGGUAGAGCCGGACUGAUUGACUUGUUAUCUGGGUUAGGGAAAAGAUAUCUAAAUCUUGGAUAUUCAACACCUUUCCUCUCAUUGGGUGCAUCUUACAUGUAUUCCUCGCUGGCUGCUGCCAAGGCAGCAGUUAUUUCUGUUGGUGAAGAGAUAGCCACAUUGGGAUUACCAUCAGGAAUAUGUCCACUAGUCUUUGUCUUCACUGGUUCUGGAAAUGUUUCUCAGGGAGCACAGGAGAUAUUUAAGCUUCUUCCUCACACUUUUGUUGAUGCAAGCAAACUUCCUGAAUUAUUUGCAAUGAAGUCCAGGGAUCUUGCUCAACAUACACCUGCACCAAAGAGAGCCUUCCAAGUAUAUGGCUGUCUAGUUACUUGUGAAGACAUGGUAGAACCCAAGGAUCCUACAAGAAGAUUUGAUAAGACUGACUACUAUGCUCAUCCUGAGCACUACAACCCCAUUUUCCAUGAAAGAAUAGCUCCAUAUGCAUCUGUAAUAGUCAAUUGCAUGUAUUGGGAGAAAAGGUUCCCCCGGUUGUUAAGCACCAAGCAACUUCAAGAGUUAAUGAGAAAUGGAUGCCCACUUGUUGGCAUUUCGGAUAUAACUUGUGAUAUUGGAGGCUCAAUAGAGUUCGUUAACCAAAGUACAUCAAUAGAGAGUCCUUUCUUCAGGUAA